This is a messenger RNA of Cryphonectria parasitica EP155, 1041 nucleotides long. RefSeq lists its product as uncharacterized. The transcript is spliced from 3 exons. The record is from RefSeq and is a predicted model, not a curated record. The coding region runs from base 1 to 1041 and encodes 346 amino acids. NCBI's taxonomy places the organism in Eukaryota, Fungi, Ascomycota, Sordariomycetes, Diaporthales, Cryphonectriaceae.
AUGUCUCCUCGAAGCCAGUCCCGUUCCGUCUCCUGCGACUCCAUCAUACCACAUGAAUGGACCGCCUUUGAGAUUCGCACGCUCAUCUGCCUCAUCAUCAAAGGCGAGCACGAGAUUUCGCCAGAGCCCAUUGACUUCGCUACUAAGCUGAACAAGGCACUGAACCCUCGUCAAGCUGACAAGGAGACUGUGCAAGAGCACUUCAACCGUGACAUCCCUGUUUAUGAUGUCCAAGAGAUGCUUCAGCGCAUACUCUCCAAGAAGAAGCACGCCGUGGACGUUAGCGAGCGUCACCCAACGACGGUCGUAACCAAGGCCAAAAUCCAGGCGUUUGUGCGAUCUCUCGAUUUCGACGGAAGUGAGGAGGAGUGGGAUGUUAUGGGUCGGAAGGAACGGGCCGUCGUGGAGAGGAGCAAGAUGCGAGCGAGGCUGGAGACGGAGAAGAAGGGAGGUGAGCUGAGCCCGUGUCAUCAAGAUGAGAAGAGCAGGCGCCGGGCGGUUAUCGAGGACGAUCCCAACGCGCAAAGACUGCUGGCUGCUUGGGGCAUGGGUUCUAGCUUCUGGGAGGACCCUCCCCAGGGGAUUGCCUCCCAGACCCAGGGCCAAGUCUAUCCCGACCAUUGGACCCCUGGCUUUGAGUACGACUCCAGCGCCAUUCACUUGGGCAACGGCUCCUCUGCCGCCACUUCCUUCAUGCCUGCGGCUGAAGACGAUAGCUACUUAUUCGGCCCCGAGACGCCUCGUGGCUAUAAACCAGCCGGCACUCCUCUUGACAUGCGUACGCCUACCUGGAAUGGCCCUCUCGCGCGCGAGGUCCCCAGCAUCGAUGGUGGUUGGAUGGGUGGCUUCACGCCAGGUGUACUGGCGUCUCUGCCUGGUCUGGCUAGCAGUGUCGGUGGAACAGGUUAUGGUGUUCUCGAGGGAGGCUACGGUGCCGCUCAUCGCGAGCUCCCAUCUCGCGAGACCAGUGGACAGGGUGCGGAUGCCCGCCAGUCUCGCUACAACAACGACCACAACAACAGUAAAUGGUGCGGAUACUGA